Molecule: messenger RNA, 1700 nt
Organism: Gastrolobium bilobum
Lineage: Eukaryota; Viridiplantae; Streptophyta; Magnoliopsida; Fabales; Fabaceae
Product: putative serine carboxypeptidase-like 52
Exons: 14
Coding region: 34-1494 (486 amino acids)
Biological process (GO): secondary metabolic process; proteolysis
Molecular function (GO): serine-type carboxypeptidase activity; acyltransferase activity, transferring groups other than amino-acyl groups
Source: RefSeq, a predicted model, not a curated record
AUUUCUAGAACUAAGUAGCUCAAAUUAAAAACCAUGGAAAUGCUCAGAGAGAAAUGGGAGAGGCCAAUUAAAAUGGCAAAGUAUAGUUCAAGUUAUAGUAAUUCUGCUUUGGUUUAUCAUGGUGUUCUACUUCCCCUUCUUCUUUUAUCACAGAUUUCCUUUCCAUUUGCCACGUGUGGAUCCUUAGUACAGUUCCUUCCUGGAUUCGAGGGACCCCUUCCUUUUGUGCUUGAAACCGGGUAUGUGGGAGUUGGUGAAUCAGAGGAUGUGCAAGCCUUCUACUACUUCGUUGAGUCAGAGAACAAUCCAAAGGAGGAUCCUCUCAUGCUUUGGCUAACGGGUGGUCCUGGUUGCUCUGCCUUGUCUGGCCUUUUCUUUGAACUAGGUCCACUUGCACUUAUAAAAGAGGAUUACAAUGGGAGCGUGCCUAAUUUGGUCUUGAGGUCAAAUUCAUGGACAAAGGCAAGUAGCAUUAUAUUUGUAGAUUUGCCUGUUUCCACGGGUUUCUCUUAUGCCACAACCGAGUCUGCUGCUCAACGAAGUGACUGGAGACUAGUUCACCAUUUCCAUCAAUUUCUUAGGAAGUGGCUGAUUGACCAUCCAAAAUUUCUGUCAAAUGAGGUUUACAUUGGUGGCGAUUCAUACUCUGGCAUUCCUAUUCCAGUCAUUGUUCAAGAGAUUUCACAAGGAAAUGAAAAAGGGAUCAAACCAUGGAUAAAUCUCCAGGGAUACCUGCUGGGGAAUGCCGCAACAACUGGAAAGGAAACAAACUAUAAAAUCCCCUUUGCUCAUGGAAUGGGACUUAUUUCUGAUGAACUAUACGAGUCACUGCAAAAAAAUUGUAGAGGAGAGUAUGUAAAUGUUGACACCGAAAAUGUGCUCUGUUCAAGAGAUAUCCAGUCCUUCAAUGAGGAUACAUCAGGACUUAAUACGGCUCAUAUUUUGGAUCCGGUAUGCGAUUGGCUUGAGACUGAAGUUUCUUGGAGGAGAUCUCUAGUUCAGAAAUAUCCUUGGAAGUACCUCAAUAGCCAUCUCAAACUGCCACCCUUAAGCUGUCGGAGUUAUGUAUACUUCCUUUGCGGUUAUUGGGCCAAUGAUGAUAAUGUUCGCAAGGCACUGCACAUACGCAAGGGAAGUAUAGGGAAAUGGCAUCGUUGUUCCUUCGAGAUACCAAACAAGCACGACAUUUUAAGCAGCUAUGAGUAUCAUGUAAAUCUCAGUAGAAAAGGCUAUCGUUCACUGAUAUACAGUGGGGAUCAUGACAUGUCGGUUCCUUUCUUGGCGACUCAAGCGUGGGUAAGAUCUUUGAACUACUCCAUUGUGGAUGAUUGGAGGCAAUGGUAUACAAAUGGCCAAGUUGCAGGAUACACAAGGACUUACUCCAAUCGGAUGACAUUUGCAACUGUGAAGGGUGGAGGGCACACAGCUCCAGAGUACAAGCCCGAAGAAUGCUUUGCCAUGUACAGUAGGUGGAUAUCUAAUAGUGCUCUCUAGGUAAUAAGGUCAUGUCCUAAGUUGGCAAGGGCUAUAAACUUGCAGUCAUUCCAUGUCAUUGGGUGAAUAAUGAUAGCUCAUAAAUGAAAUUUGUACCAUGAAGUUUUUGGAUAAUUCGACUUAUCAAUUCUGUUCAUGUUGUACUUGUUGUUUAAAAGAUUGUCUCACCCAUUUCUGUUAUGGAAAGGCUUACAAAAAUUCGGUGA